AUGCUGGAUCAUGAUGACUUCCAGCAUCUGGGCUCUUUCAAGUGGGAAGCUUUCCGUCGACUAGCGGACGUGGCCGGUAUAACUACCCUAGUAGUUAUGCUCAAGGACACGCCUGAGCGGCUACAACGUGUAGCCUUCCAAGACUUCGUCAAUUGCAAACUCGCCGAUUUCCGUCGGCGAGCUUUAGCUCCCGCGGAUGCCACAGGAUCUGAUGCUGUCAAACUCGACAUCUCGUGUUAUAGCGGCGAGGAACCGAAGCGACUCGCGCUUAACCAAUGA
Molecule: messenger RNA, 279 nt
Organism: Peronospora belbahrii
Lineage: Eukaryota; Oomycota; Peronosporomycetes; Peronosporales; Peronosporaceae
Source: the annotation of a GenBank genome assembly